AUGCUUCUUUCAAACAGAUUGGCAACUGCUUUUGCAUUCCUGAAUUUACUGAAUUCAUCAGUCAUCGUUGGAGCAUUUCAAGCCGAAGAGGUAUCUUUUCAGGCGGCUGCCUCGGUGAAAGCUGACCCCACGAGUCCUUGCGGGCUUUAUCAGAUUGUAGCUGCUCGCGGUACUAAUGAGGCUCAAAGCGGCUCACCCACCUAUGCGAAUUUGAUAAACAUAAUAGAAACCACUAUACCCGGAGGGUCUAACGUAGAAAUUGACUACUCAGCGAUCAUGGAAUAUGUUACGAGUCCGAUAAAAGGAGCUGCUGCUGGUGCUGCAUAUUUAUCUGAUCAAAUGGUCAAGUGUCCGGAUCAAAAAUAUGUUUUUGUCGGUUAUUCCAAAGGGGCUAUGGUCAUUUCACAGCUUAUGAAAGAACUUCCGAUAAGCGCGGACAAAGUUGUGGCCAUUGUCCUGUUCGGUAACCCUUUCCACACUCCAAACGCACCACAAAACCGAUGCUCGGGGUCUGGCGGGAGCGGGUUGGCUUCGUACUUCGCACCACCCAUCCCCUCACAAUAUGUCUCGCUAACCUACGAUUGCUGCAUCUUGUGGGACAUGGUUUGCCAGACUAUCGGGACUGUUUUCAAUCACUUGAAAUACCGUGGCUCGCAAGAUGAAAAGAACGCAGCUGCGUUUGUGGUCUCUCAACUUCGCAGAAAGCUAGGACGAAUGUAUAAGUAA
Molecule: messenger RNA, 726 nt
Organism: Puccinia triticina
Lineage: Eukaryota; Fungi; Basidiomycota; Pucciniomycetes; Pucciniales; Pucciniaceae
Exons: 4
Coding region: 1-726 (241 amino acids)
Molecular function (GO): hydrolase activity
Source: RefSeq, a predicted model, not a curated record